Cucurbitaria berberidis CBS 394.84 is the source of this 2934-nucleotide messenger RNA. RefSeq lists its product as uncharacterized. The transcript has 2 exons. The coding region runs from base 1 to 2934 and encodes 977 amino acids. Lineage: Eukaryota; Fungi; Ascomycota; Dothideomycetes; Pleosporales; Cucurbitariaceae. The record is from RefSeq and is a predicted model, not a curated record.
AUGGCGACCAAAGCAGCCAACAUGACUGCCUUUGGCGGGGCGCAUACCGCGGGCAUCUUCUCCGACAUGACAGUUGACGGGCCUGUGAUAGGUACCCUGGUGGUAAUCAUGGACCGCGCGAGGAACUUGCCCAACAAGAGGACCAUGGGGAAGCAGGACCCGUAUUGCGCAGCUCGACUAGGCAAGGAAGCGAAGAAAACAAAGACAGACAAGCGUGGAGGUCAGACACCAAAAUGGGACCAAGAGUUACGCUUCACUGUCCACGACUCGCCCGACUACCAGCGCCUCAAAGUCUCCGUUUUCAACGACGACAAGAAGACGGAGCUGAUUGGCGAGACAUGGGCCAAUCUCGAGGCUGUGAUUACGCCGGGCGGGGGCCAGAGCGACGACUGGCAUGGCCUUACUUGCAAGGGCAAAUACGCUGGAGAGAUCCGCAUAGAAUCCACCUACUAUGACACACGCCCCAAGGCAGAGAAGCCGGCCCCGGAGAAGAGACGGGAAUCACUUCGACCGGAUGGCCAGGGCGCAGCCGUUGGCGGACCGCGUGAAAGUACGCCAGUCAAGCGAAGGCCGCUUCCUACCGACCCAACGGGCGCGUCUCCGUCGCCAGUCAACACACCAGAACAUCGAGGCUUGCGUGGAGUGAGGGCUGGUCCUCGAGAGUUGGGCUCCCCCCGGCACCAACAACAGAAUGAGCAGACGCUGCAGCAGAAGAGUCAACCGGACACGCCGUCCCGUCGGCCUGUACCAGAUGCAUCUCCGCUGAACGGCACACCCAUGUCAAAUCAGAACACGCCCCAGCGCCCGCCAAUGCCCCAGAAUGCAUACAGCACUCCCCCAAAUCCACGCUCGUCAAACCCUAGGGUCGAUUUAACCAGAGAGGAGAGCUUCGAUAUGUCGUACGCAGCACCCAAGCCUUAUCAAUUACAAGCUAUCGAUCCACUACCUCAACAAGUGAGGGAUCCGGGUCUUCGAACAAUGUCCCAGGAUGAAUUUCGAGCUACUCGAGGCAUCUCCCAGCAGCCACCACCGCCUGCCGAACCUAUCCACUCGCACUCUGCUCCAAUGGUUCCGACCCAGCACAGCUAUGAACAAGAAGCGCAGCAAGAGCACUACGACUAUCAGGACAACGGAUACACUAACGAUCGCUCUCCGUCGUACCCUCAGGACCCAUAUCAAGACCCGGCUUAUCAGGUUGCACCCUUGCGCACCAUCCAAAGCCGCGACUACAUCCAAGAGCAAAUCUCCUCCUCUGAACUUUACUAUCAAAAUCGCUACAUCGAGGCGCCCCCGCAGCAUGAUCUGGGUUCUGCCCGAAGGAGAAGUGCCAUGCAGCCAAUGGUAGAAGACGAGGGGAGUGCUAUGCAGCCUAUGGUGGUAGACGAGGACCUUCCACCCCCACCACCGGUCCAUAGGAGAAAUGCAAGCACUCUGCCCCAUCCCCAGCAACAGGAACCACCUAGCUAUGUUAACGAGACUCCUGCGCCUUUAAACUUUUCGCGAUACCGGGAGGAAGCCGGUCAGAUUGGUUACGAUGCGCCGCUUCAAUCAUACGGGUCCAUUGACUAUGGCCGUCCACAACCGUCAGAGCGAAGAAUGACCCUUCCUCGCUCUGCAGAGCUAUCAUCGAGUCGACCAGUAUCCCGGGAUACAAUGGCCCCCUCGCCUUUGAGACAAGAGACAUCAGCUUUGCCAUUGAGCCUAGUCCCUGGACUCAAUCCUGCCCGACAAGAAAGGGACUCUAUGGUCUACCAAGCGCCGCCGGCUUACGAGACCCCACCCCGUCUACGUCACUAUUCGGAGCCUGCGGAAUAUCGAGCAAUUACUGAGUACGAAACUCCUGUUCAGUCACAGGAAUUAGUACAUCAUCAGUCGUUUCCAUCAGCCAACUCACCCUACGACUAUCCACAUGACCCUCCAGAACAACCUCGACGUACUUCACCCUUCUAUGACCCCACACCCCUUGUCAAGCCUCGAGCUACAAGUCCAGGGGUGAGCCCUGGGGCAAGUCCCCGAUACUCACCAAACCCGGCGAGCGAGCGCACGGCUAGAGGACCUGUGCGAAGUAUGCCAACUCGGAAAUCUGUCUCGCCUCGACCGCCUCCACCCACUGAAGACUAUGGCGAGCGAAGGAUGUCUGGAGUGGCGUUCAACCCAGAUAGCUAUGACGUGUACAAUCCCAGAGCGUCAACGUCGCCGGCUCCAGGAGUAUCCGAAGACGAGCGACCGGGCAGCCGCAUGGAAUACAAUGACAAGGGCCAGAUCGUUACGUUUAGUGGACGUGUCGUCGAUGCCUCUGACCAUCUUCCAAUCGACAAUUGGGCGCCCGAACCCACGCCAAAGGGCACAGUAAAAGAGAAAACGGUGCGGUCAAGGGCGCAGUUGAAUGGUAGCAGAGACCUCGAGGCUGCAAGACAACGCGAGGAGAGAUAUCAGCGGGAACGUGUAGAGAGAGACCGUUUAAGACGCGCGGCGAGCACGACGUUUGAUCUACCUAGUAGCGCGUUGGUUACGGCGAGACACGAUUUCAGCGCCCAUACUUCGUCUGCGAACUCCAGCGCAUUGGUGCUUGCGGACUACGACGCGACGCAGCCAGGCUCAGCAGAUCGCAGCAGGCUACAACAGCGCACCCACCAACAACGUCCCAUGUCAUCAUACGACUCUUCGCCUUCCCUCCCUAUGUCCGACACUCACAUUCUCCGCGAACGCCCAGUUCCAAACAGCUAUGGCAGCAGUCCAGGUUAUGAGCGAGGCGGAGGAGGUGGGUACGGUGGGAGAGCGCCACCGAUCCCAGCAAAGAUACCGCUUGAGACGGGACGCCCAGUACAGAAUGAAGAUAUGGCACUUAGUCUGGAGUUACAAAGCAUCGACAUUGGGCCUGGCAGCGGAGGAAGGAGGCCGAGGGCGCAGUCUAGGCGGCAGUAUGGAUUCUAA